This is a messenger RNA of Metopolophium dirhodum (rose-grain aphid), 2319 nucleotides long. RefSeq names its product transferrin 2-like. The record is from RefSeq and is a predicted model, not a curated record. NCBI's taxonomy places the organism in Eukaryota, Metazoa, Arthropoda, Insecta, Hemiptera, Aphididae. Gene Ontology annotation, biological process: iron ion transport. Gene Ontology annotation, cellular component: recycling endosome; early endosome; plasma membrane. Bases 150 to 1466 code for a protein of 438 amino acids. The transcript has 10 exons.
AAAAAUAAUAAAUUGCCGAAUGUCGGAUGUCUAUAGUCCUCUAUUACUCUAUAAUAAAUCUAUAUUAAACAUUUGAGUACGAGUGUCGGAGUGUACCAGACACUACCAGUGACUAUAUAGUAAUUUUCUGUUUGUCAUGUAUUAAAGAGAUGUUUCCACCACAAAAACAUACAAUGAAGACAUCCAACAAUUUCCUAACCUUUUUGGCUGUUUGUUUAGUUUUGGCGAACAUUGCAUUCGUCCAUGGGGAUAUAUCAGAUCUACUAGACGAUAAAAUUAAAUGUAUUACUUGGUGUACUUUAAAUGUCCAAGAACAAUCGAAAUGUUUAAAUUUGUCUGCAGCUGUUAAUAGAGAUAGACAAAGAUUUAACCCAAGAGAUUUCAUGGACCUCAUUUGUAAACCGGGACUUAAUAAAGAUGACUGUAUGAUGAAGUUAGAUAACAAUGCAGCAGAUAUUUUGAGUUUAGAUGCUGGAGAAGUAUUUGUUGGUGGCCGAUAUAAUGGUUUGAUACCAUUAAUGCAACAAAUAUUUGAAGAUGGCUCUACUGAGUAUUACUCUGUUGCUUUAAUAAAAAAGAACACCUUAAAGAAUGUGUAUAACCUUGGGGAUUUGAAGGGUAAAAAGGCUUGUUUUGCUGGGGUCGGUACUCAAGCUGGAUGGAAUGUACCAAUAAAUACUCUUAUUUCUAAAGGCUAUAUGAAAAUUGUAGACUGUAAUAAUCAUGUGAAAACAACUAUAGAAUUCUUUGGUAAUAGUUGCGCUGUAAAUUCAUUACUUGCCAUGUACAACCCAAUGGGUGAUAAUUCUGCCCGUUUAUGUAUUCUCUGCGCUAGCAAAGUUUCUGGCCAAAAAUGUACAUCAAACGAUCCAUAUGCUGGUGACGAAGGAGCGUUCAGAUGUUUAAUUGAGACGGGUGAUAUCACAUUUUUACGACAUACAACUGUAUUGGAAAUGUUAAAGGAUCCAUCAUUAUUCAGAGCCUUAAGGUGUUUGGUCGAAGGUGGUGGAAAUGUAGCUUUUGUCAAACAUACCACAGUGUAUGAGAAUGUAGGUGGAAGACGCAAACAGUUGUGGGCAAGAAAUACUUUAACUAAUGAUUUUGAACUUCUGUGUCCUGAUGGUAAAUCAUCGAUUCAUGAUUAUAAGAGGUGUAGCUUGGGUAAAGUGAAAGCUAACGCUGUUAUAACUCGUGGAGGGGAAGCUUAUAAUCAUACCGAAGUGAUGUUAUUCAUCAAUCUGCUUAUGGCUGCCCAGCAGUGGUAUGGCAUGAAAACUACUAUUGACAAGUUUACUUUCAGUAUGUUCAAAUCACCAGAACCGUACAGUGAUCUUAUUUUCCAGGAUGCUACCCAGCAGCUUGCAUCCAUUGAUAGUUCACUAAGACAUUAUUCUGAGUGGUUAGGGGAAAAUUUCAUGCUGGAACGUCGUCUUGUCGACUGUCACGCACCUGGUAGUAAUCUGUAAUAAUUAGGGCUCGGAUGUUUAUAAAAUUGCAUAUUUUUUUCUAUUUAUUCAAUUUAAUGCUCACCUAGAUACAAAUUUAAUUCAUGUUCUACUGAAUAAAAAAAUACUAUUUUUACUUUGCAUAUUUUUGCAUAUUUAAUGGUUUUGUAUUUUAAUAACAUAUUUAGGAAUUUUAAAAAUAAAAAUGUAUAUUCCAGUACAUUUUUUUAAAAAAACAAUUUAAAUUUAUGAACUAUAUAUAAGUUUUAUAGGUGGUAACUACAAUCUACCACUCAUUGACGUAAAAUAUAAAUGUUUGUUAAUUUAGGGGUCGGAAGUAUGAAAUUGCAUAAUUUUUUCUAUUUAUCCAAUUUAAUGCUCACCUGGAUACAAAUUUAACUCAUGUUCUACUGAAUCAAAAAAUACUAAUUUUAAAUAUUUUUGCUUAUUUAAUGGUUUUGUAUGUUAGUAGCAGAUUUUGGGAUUUAAAAAAUAAAAAUGCAUAUUUUAGUAAAUUUUUUAAAAAUAACUUCUAGGUAAUAAAAAUUAAAAAUUAAAUAUCUAUGUUUUUUGUGCAUAUAUUGUUGUUUAUAUUGGCUAGAAAUGCAUAUUUUAUAUUUAUAGCGCAUAUUUUGAUUGCAUAUUUCGUAAUUUUUUAGUGCAUAAACGCAUGCAUAUUUCAGUAAUUUUAAGUGCAUAAACAUCUGAGCCCUAGUAAUAAUAAAUGCUCAUUAUUAGACAAGGAUCAACUUAAUGUUGGUUUUGGUGUAUCAGUAGAAUCAAGAUAUUUGUUACCUUGGACAUUUUAUAGAUAAUCUUAUCGCUACAGUAUCUGCUACAUAAAAAUUAAUUCUGUGAUGGAAACAACACGGUU